Molecule: messenger RNA, 573 nt
Organism: Aspergillus pseudotamarii
Lineage: Eukaryota; Fungi; Ascomycota; Eurotiomycetes; Eurotiales; Aspergillaceae
Exons: 1
Coding region: 108-431 (107 amino acids)
Source: RefSeq, a predicted model, not a curated record
ACUGACGGCACAACCUUCCAUAUUCAUCCGCAAGCCAAGGCGAACAAGAAAAUUGUGUACAUAAGGCAACCCGCAUUGUUAAACGAAACCCCACGGGGAGAUUCCGAAUGAGGCAAUUUAUGCGAGAGCGUGCGAAACGGAUUCCGGAACCCGAUGGGAUCGUGUUUUUUGUUUACUUGGAACUUGGGCUUGGCUGCUCCACUUCCUUUUCGUGUUGGUUGCUUUCUUGGGUCUUUUUUGUUGGUUUUCUCUUUUUUUUUUUUUGGUCGGGUUUUGUUUUAUCGCGUGGGUUUGGGUUUGGGUUUGGGUUCGGGGAUUGCCGAAGGGGUAUUGUUACUAUUGAUGGUGAUGGAUGGAUGUACAUAUUGGGUUCUGGGUUUGUGUAUUGUAAUCAGGACUUGGAUUUUGUGUAUAUACCUAUUGUGAAAUAGAAAAGAUAUACAGUGCAAGAUGUACAAUUGCCUCGAAAUCAAAUAGAUCCAGUGUUGAAUCCGGUUUCUUUUUGUGAAAUAUCCUGUUUCCUAACGCCUGUAUCGCCCUGCCUUUCGUUGGUGGUUCCGUGCAUCGUAAAUC